Micromonas commoda is the source of this 1179-nucleotide messenger RNA. RefSeq lists its product with no specific name. The transcript has 3 exons. Bases 1 to 1179 code for a protein of 392 amino acids. Gene Ontology annotation, biological process: protein side chain deglutamylation; proteolysis. Gene Ontology annotation, molecular function: zinc ion binding; metallocarboxypeptidase activity. The record is from RefSeq and is a predicted model, not a curated record. NCBI's taxonomy places the organism in Eukaryota, Viridiplantae, Chlorophyta, Mamiellophyceae, Mamiellales, Mamiellaceae.
AUGUCGUUCGGCACCGCGGAUGGCGCGCCUUACGGCUUCAGCUCGUCGUUCGACUCUGGCAACGGCGAGCUCGUCUCCGCCACGCCACACACGCUCACCGUGCGCAUGCGCGAGGAACCCUUCACGAAGGCGGACGGCAGGGCGCACUUCCAGUGGUUCCACUUCAGGGUCACCGGCGCGCGCGGCCGCGCGCUGCGCGUCGUCGUCCAAAACGCGGGAGACGCAUCCUACCCCGACGGAUGGCGCGACUACAAGGCGUUCGCGUCCGCGGACAGGAAGCACUGGCGCAGGGUCCAGACCACGACGUACGUCGACGGCGAGUUGAUCAUCGACAUGGACCCCGUACCGGGCGACUGCGUGCACCUCGCGUACUUUGUCCCGUACGAUUACGAGCGGCACCUCGACCUCGUCGCGUCCGCCUCGUCCCAUCCAAACGUCUCGCACGUCGCGUUGGGCGACACCCUCGACGGCCGGCCGCUGGAUUGCCUCAGGUUCGGCGAGCCCGGGACGUUUCGCCGGGUGGUGUGGAUCCUGGGGAGGCAGCACCCGGGGGAGUCCAUGGCGUCCUGGUGGAUGGAGGGUUUCGUCCGCAGACUCCUGGACGAUGAGGACCCGGUGGCGAGGAAGGUGCUGCGCAGGGCGGUGGUGUACGUGGUUCCCAACAUGAACCCCGACGGAAGCGUCCGGGGACACCUCCGGACCAACGCGGCGGGGGCGAACCUGAACCGAGAGUGGGAGAACCCAACCCCGGAACUAUCUCCGGAAGUUCUCUGGACGCGUAACGCGAUGGACGCGACCGGGCCGGUGGACCUGAUGCUGGACGUGCACGGCGACGAGGCGGAGCCGUACUGCUUCAUCAUCGGCGGCGAGGGAUGCCCGGGCUGGGACGAGCGAAGGGCUGAGACGCAGAGGGCGUUCAAGGCGGCGUACGCGAGGGCGUGCCCGGAUUUUCAGACGACGUUUCCGCUCGAGUACGGCACGGCGCCCGCGGGUAACGUCGUGACGGCCAAGACGCAGGUGACGUACAGGUACAACUGCGUGGGCAUGACGCUGGAGAUGCCGUUCAAGGAUAACGUGCAGCUCGCGCAGCCCGACGGGUGGACGCCGGGUAGGUGCGAAAAGUUGGGCGCCGCGGCGGUGGACGCGCUGCUCGACGUGCUUCCCGAGCUCCGCGAGUGA